Molecule: messenger RNA, 2388 nt
Organism: Limanda limanda (common dab)
Lineage: Eukaryota; Metazoa; Chordata; Actinopteri; Pleuronectiformes; Pleuronectidae
Product: zinc finger protein 850-like
Exons: 7
Coding region: 97-2388 (763 amino acids)
Biological process (GO): regulation of transcription by RNA polymerase II
Molecular function (GO): RNA polymerase II cis-regulatory region sequence-specific DNA binding; DNA-binding transcription factor activity
Source: RefSeq, a predicted model, not a curated record
CCAGCCAGGACCUCAGGACCUGAUGGACGUUUACAACCAGGUCCUGAGGACAAGGCUGAAGACUCUUCUGAGACUGAAGUCAGUGAGGAUGAUUGGAUGGAGACCAGGGAAACUCAAACUGGUUUAAAUACGAGAAAUAACAAACUAAGUGAAAUGGGAUGUGAGACAGAAAAAAAAACGUUUAGUUGUUCUGAGUGUGGUAAAAGAUUUAGCAAAAGGAGCGAACUUAACAGACAUACUAGGAGUCAUACAGGAGAGAAACCGUUCAGUUGCUCUGAGUGUGGUAAAAGAUUUAGUGAAAGGGCGAAUCUAAAUAUACAUAUGAGGAUUCAUACAGGAGAGAAACCGUUUAGUUGCUCUGAGUGUGGUAAAAGAUUUAGCAAAGGGAGUGAUCUUAACAGACAUAUGAUGAUUCAUACAGGAGAGAAACCGUUCAGUUGCUCUGAGUGUGGUAAAAGAUUUAGUGAAAGGGCGAGUUUAAAUACACAUAUGAGGAUUCAUACAGGAGAGAAACCGUUUAGGUGCUCUGAGUGUGGUAAAAGAUUUAGUCAAAGUUGCGGUCUAAAUACACAUAAGAAGACUCAUACAGGAGAGAAACCGUUUAGUUGCUCUGAGUGUGGUAAAAGAUUUAGCCUAUCUUCCCUUCUAAAUAGACAUAAGAGGAGUCAUACAGGAGAGAAACCAUUUAGUUGCUCUGAGUGUGGUAAAAGAUUUAGUGACAGGGCGAGUCUAAAUAAACAUAUGAGGAUUCAUACAGGAGAGAAACCGUUCAGUUGCUCUGAGUGUGGUAAUAGAUUUAGACGUAGAGACAGUCUAAAUGAACAUAUGAGGAUUCAUACAGGAGAGAAACCGUUUAGUUGCUCUGAGUGUGAGAAACCGUUUAGUUGCUCUGAGUGUGGUAAUAGAUUUAGACGUAGGGACAGUCUAAAUACACAUAUGAGGAGUCAUACAGGAGAGAAACCGUUUAGUUGCUCUGAGUGUGGUAAACGAUUUAGCCAAAGGGGCAAUCUAAAUGAACAUAUGAGGAGUCAUACAGGAGAGAAACCGUUUAGUUGCUCUGUGUGUGGUAAACGAUUUAGUCAAAGAAGCAAUCUAAAAAGACAUAUGAGGAUUCGUACAGGAGAGAAAUCCUACAUUUGUUCUGAGUGUGGUAACAGAUUUAGCAAAAGGAGCGAUCUUAACAGACAUACUAGGAGUCAUACAGGAGAGAAACCGUUCAGUUGCUCUGAGUGUGGUAAAAGAUUUAACCAAGGGGGCAAUCUAAAUACACAUAUGAGGCUUCAUACAGGAGAGAAACCGUUUAGUUGCUCUGAGUGUGGUAAAAGAUUUAGCAAAAGGAGCAAUCUAAAUACACAUAUGAGGCUUCAUACAGGAGAGAAACCGUUUAGUUGCUCUGAGUGUGGUAACAGAUUUAGCCGUAAGGACAGUCUAAAUGCACAUAUGACGAUUCAUACAGGAGAGAAACCGUUAAGUUGCCCAGAGUGUGGUAAAAGAUUUAUCCAAAGCGGUACUCUAAAUAUACAUAUGAGGAUUCAUACAGGAGAGAAACCGUUUAGUUGCCCAGAGUGUGGUAAAAGAUUUAUUGAAAGGGCGAAUCUAAAUAUACAUAUGAGGAUUCAUACAGGAGAGAAACCGUUUAGUUGCUCUGAGUGUGGUAAAAGAUUUAGCCGAAGAGGCAGUCUAAAUACACAUAAGAAGACUCAUACAGGAGAGAAACCGUUUAGUUGCUCUGAGUGUGGUAAAAGAUUUAGCAAAAGGAGCGAUCUUAACAGACAUAUGAUGAUUCAUACACAAAAAAAACCGUUUAGUUGCUCUGAGUGUCGUAAAAGAUUUAGUCAAAGACACCAUCUAAAUACACAUAUGAGGAUUCAUACAGGAGAGAAACCGUUUAGUUGCUCUGAGUGUGGUAAAAGAUUUAGCCUAAGAUGCAAUCUAAAUUCACAUAUGAGGAUUCAUACAGGAGAGAAACCGUUUAGUUGCUCUGAGUGUGGUAAAAGAUUUAGCCUAAGAUGCAAUCUAAAUUCACAUAUGAGGAUUCAUACAGGAGAGAAACCGUUUAGUUGCUCUGAGUGUGGUAAAAAAUUUAUCCGAAGGAGCACUCUAAAUGAACAUAUGAUGAUUCAUACAGAAGAGAAACCGUUUAGUUGCUCUAAGUGUGGUAAACGAUUUAACAAUAGGAGCAUUCUAAAUAGACAUAAGAGGCUUCAUACAAGAGAGAAACAGUUUAGUUGCUCUGAGUGUGGGAAAAGAUUUAGUCGAAGGGACUGUCUAAAUAUACAUAUGAGGAGUCAUACAGGACAGAACCCGUUUAGUUGCUCUGAGUGUGGUACCAGAUUUAGCCGUAAGUCCGUUCUAAAUAGACAUAAGAUGAGUCAUACAGGAGAGUAA